Molecule: messenger RNA, 1000 nt
Organism: Rana temporaria (common frog)
Lineage: Eukaryota; Metazoa; Chordata; Amphibia; Anura; Ranidae
Product: N-acetyltransferase 8-like
Exons: 3
Coding region: 1-942 (313 amino acids)
Molecular function (GO): N-acetyltransferase activity
Source: RefSeq, a predicted model, not a curated record
AUGUAUUCCUUUGUCUUUGACUAUGAACGCUCCAUGUAUUCCUUUGUCUUUGACUAUGAACGCUCCAUGUAUUCCUUUGUCUUUGACUAUGAACGCUCCAUGUAUUCCUUUGUCCUUGACUAUGAACACUCCAGUAUUCCUUUGUCCUUGACUAUGAACACUCCAUAUUCCUUUUUCUUUGACUAUGAACGCUCCAUGUAUUCCUUGGUCCUUGACUAUGAACGCUCCAGUAUUCCUUUGUCCUUGACUAUGAACGCUCCAGAGGAGACUAUGCCUGACUACGUUAUUCGGCUGUACAAGGACUCGGAUUAUGAAGCGGUCCGGGAUAUCUUUUCACGAGGCAUUAUAGAACACACCAAUACUGCUUUCUUUCACACUGUCAGCCUCCCUCACAUCUGGGCUCUCCUGCUGGCCAUGUUCUUGGUAUUCCUACAGACCACGGGGUCUUACCUCCUCUCAUCCAUGGCGGUAUCUCUCAGUGUAGCAGCACUAUGGCUUGUGAACAGGCAUAUCUACGUUGGUUAUGUUGCAGAUAGCUUAGCUACCGACAUGAUGAAUAUCCAGAAAUAUUACCUACAACGGGAUGGUUACUGCUUCUGGGUGGCAGAGCUGGCUGGGGAAGUUGCUGGGAUGGUUGCUGCCAUUCCUCCAGAUCCUCCCACUGGAGAAAACCACGUGGAGCUUAAGAGAUUGUCGGUUCCCACAAAACACAGAGGGAAAGGGAUCGCUAAGGCCUUGUGUAGCACGGUCAUUGACUAUGCCCGGAAGAGAGGCAGUAGUGCGGUGGUGUUAAGCACCUCCUUAUCUCAGAACGAUGCUUCAAAGUUAUAUCUAAAGAUGGGCUUCAGACGAACCGCCACCGACUAUGCACCAUUUAUAAUUGGAAAAUUCGUUGACUUCAAAAUUUUGUUUUACCAGUACGACAUUCCCGUUCAGGGAUAAAUCACAUGCAGGCACUCCCCGAUUUGCAAAUAUCCGACUUACAUACUUACGAAAGGAA